UUAAUAGUUUGUGACUAUAAUAUAAAGAGUACUUUUGCAGACAGAAUGUUUUAUUCAAAAUCGAUUUUCAUAUGCUUUUUUUCUUUUGCAAUUCAAUUCUUGCUUGGGACCAUGUAAUGUUUAUUCAGCGAAACAAUGCUACGGUUCCAUUCAGUAACCUGAUGCUAGGUAGUUUAAUAUCACGCUUCUAUAAAAUGGUGUCGUUCCUAACAAAUAACAUCAGUAAAUACCAUGCAAAGUUGCAGUAUUUAAGACAUUUGAAUUGUAAAAAUCAUAACAAAUUAUUCAUGGAGAAAAAACCCAUGCCCAUUCUAUAUGUCGAUGAAGCUUCUCCGCCUGCGCGAUUUGUAAUGAUGACAGCAUAUUUAUUAAAUAUUGAAUUAGAUAUACGGAAAAUCAAUUUAUUUGCAGGAGAACAUAAAGAUAUAUCUUAUGCAAAAAUAAAUAAUCUACAAAAAGUACCAACGUUAAUCGUGGACGAUAACGCAAUUCUCGACAGCCAUGCUGCAGCCAUAUAUUUAUGCCAGCAAGUAACAAGUCAGGAGCUGUAUCCAAAAGAUAAUAUUUUUUCACAAGCAAAGGUCAACGAAUUACUAUUUUUUAACUCUGGUACACUGUUUCGAUUGGACAGUGAAAUUAUGUCCAGUUAUUUCGCUGGAAAGUGGCCUGUAGCGAAGUCCAAAAUUGAGGAAUGGUAUAACGCUCUUGAUUAUAUAGAAUCAAAGUUGAAUGCAAAUACUUGGUUAACUUGUGAUAAGAUGUACCUAUGUGAUCUCUGUGUUAUGCAGACUAUAUCUUCGCUGCUUGAAAUACUACCACUUUUAGAUCACCACAAAAAGAUUAAGUCUUGGUUAAACGAAUUUGAGAAAUUACAAUGUAUUGAUAUUAAUAAACGUGGAUUAGCGAGACUAAAAUAUUACGUUGAGUUGUAUAAACCAACAAACAUUAUUGUACCCACUUAAGAACAAAAUUUAAAUGUGUGUGGUUUUAAUUUGUAAUCUAUUUUGUCAAAAUUAAAUAACUUAUGCGUUAAAGUAUUAAAAUGUACGUAUCUAUGAUUUACAUUAGUGGCUUCAAAACAAGCCUGAUCGCACCUAUAGAAAGCUAAAUAUUUGUUGAAUAAUGUUGAUUUUUUCUGGCAUUAACAGUAUAAAAUUAAAAGUUGUUUUGAGUGGCAAUCGCUGCUUAGGAAAAUUUGGUUAAAAAUAUAUUUUAAAUGAGUACAAGAGGUGGUUACGUAUCUUUUGUGGUAUAAUUAAUUUCAUAUUUGUAAAUGAAACCACGCUAACAUUAUAAGUUUUGGCGUUUUAUUUCUUACCAAAAUAUUCGUAGAAUAUAUUUUUGCAUGAGCUAGGAUUAUAAGGUAUAUUAAUGUAAAGUACGACAGUAUGCGAUCUUUUGUCGGUUAUAUCAUAUUAUAUGACGAUAUUUCAUUCAGCAAACAUAAUCGAAGCAUCGAAUAUGAAAUAAUUGCCAUCACCAAAAACUGCAAGAAGAUGUGUAAUCACUACUUUAUUUAAAGGAACUGUAAACACUCAAUUCUUUAGUCCAUGGAGUCUAUUGAUU
Molecule: messenger RNA, 1566 nt
Organism: Pieris napi
Lineage: Eukaryota; Metazoa; Arthropoda; Insecta; Lepidoptera; Pieridae
Product: glutathione S-transferase E14-like
Exons: 5
Coding region: 72-962 (296 amino acids)
Biological process (GO): glutathione metabolic process
Molecular function (GO): glutathione transferase activity
Source: RefSeq, a predicted model, not a curated record